This is a messenger RNA of Caenorhabditis auriculariae, 2721 nucleotides long. The record is from the annotation of a GenBank genome assembly. NCBI's taxonomy places the organism in Eukaryota, Metazoa, Nematoda, Chromadorea, Rhabditida, Rhabditidae.
AUGCCCAGAAUCGAGGAAUUACUCAGUAGUCCACAGGUUCGUGUGAGAGACGUCGACCUGGUCGUGGCCAAGUUGCAAAAGUUCAUCGCCGGUGGCGCUUCGAAACUUAUGGUAAAUGAUUGAUUCUUCCCCACUUAGCAAUUUUAGAGUGGUCCCUAUAGGGCAUAGUGAGAAAAACAGCCCCUCUAGGGGCCGAAAAAGUGGUCCCUAUAGGGGUGCAGGGUCUGAACCCUCAGCCUCUGAACUUCAAGUGGACCUUACAUGGGUCUUCAAUUUCAUUCAAAAGACGCUUAUUCAUUCCGAUUUUCUUAUGGAAAUGCUUCUUCGCUUAGAGUUCAUAAAAAUUAUCGAAUAGCAUGUCCCAAUAGGGACCACUAACCAAAACCCCUAUAGGUACCAUUUCUUCAAGUUUUAGUGGCCUCUAUGGGGAUUGGUGAAGUUGUCUCUAGAGUGGCCCCUCCAAGGCCUCCUAGGGUUGCCCCUAUAGGGACCUCUCUAGAGUUCCUAAGCCGUUUUCUUAAUUUUUAAAUGUUCUUAGACCUGUUUUCCAUUUUUCUAAUGAUGAUUUCCGAGAUUUACUUCCACAAGAUAAUUGGUUUUAAUGAUUUUCAGUUCUUAACUUUUCAUCCUAACUGCAGGCUUUCAGGUGAUUUCGGACUUUGACUUCACGAUCUCGCGAUAUGCGGACGAGAAGGGCAAACGAUGUUCCUCUUGCUACUGCAUCUUCGACGACGCCGUCGGCAAACUCUAUCCAGACUUCUACGAUAAGGUUCCCCGGCUCCUUGUCUGCCUGAAACUCGUUUGUUGAAGUUCAUCGGUCUGUGGAAGAAGUACGGGCCCAUCGAACACGACCAUCACAUGACCAUCGAGGAGAAGAUUCCGCACAUGGAGGAAUGGUUAGUCUGGCUGGGAUCACCGUUUCGAAAAAGUUCUUUAUCAUUUUCGCAAAUCUCGAGCAAGGCUAGGAUAAAGUGUAGUUUCAUUCACGUACUUUCUCGAAAAAAGAUCUCUUGCAAAAAAUUUUUUUCUUGUUUUGCACUUAGGAGGUCCUAAAGAGGGGGGGUGAAAACGUCCCCUAGUAAAAUUUAAAUCAAACCAGCAACCUGGUCAACCCCCAUGCCAAGCAAUGAAAGAACUUUAGGAUUGCCAGAGUGGUCCCUUUAGGGGCAACCUUAGUAGCCCUUGGAGGGUCCCCUUUAGGGACUACUUGACCAACCCCUAUAGGGGCCACUAAAGCUUGCAAAAGUGACAUGCUAGUCGAGAAUUUUUUUGAACUUUGAGCGAAGAACCAUCCCGAUGCGAAAAAAUAAAUUAAUUAGCGUUUUAGGGUCAGAUCCUAAACCCCUAUAGGGACCACCUUGAUUUCACCUCUAUAGGGACCACUUUUCCGGCCCCUAUAGGGCCUGCUUUUACCCCUAACCCCUAUAGGAAACACUUUGAAAAUCCUACGAUUCUUUAAAAUAAUCAGAGACGCUAGGAUAUGGUGGACGUUCAGAAAAUUUCAACUUUUUCGAUUUUUUGUCUUGAUUUGAGGUGGAACAGCUCGCACGAAUGCAUCAUUUCUGCCGGUUUCAACCGUAACCAAAUCGAAAAAUUUGUCGGUGUCAGCAAUAUUCAGCUGAGGUGACACCAACUAAGACUUCGUUGAUAUUUUCGUUUUCUCAGAGAUGAAGCCGACGUCCUGAUGAACGUUCUCACUGCACACGAAGUGCCAUUCAUUGUUUUCUCGGCUGGUCGGCUCUUCCAAUGUUUCAGGAGUAUUUUGGAAUAUUCAGGUAUCGGAACGAUCAUUGAGAUGUACCUGCGGCUCAAGUUUGGAAAAGUGGCCGACAACACUCACAUCGUCUCCAAUAUGAUGCUUUUCGAUGAGAAUGUUGUUGAUUUCUCGAUUUCUAGUAGAUUGGACGUUUUUUUCAGGACAGAGUCAACGCGUUCUCAGAACCUUUAAUACACGUUUUCUGCAAAAACUCUUCAGUGAUCCCCAAGGACGCCAGCUUCUCCGGUCAGCUUAGUGAUCGGUUAGUGGAUUGAGGAUUCUAGUUUCGAACACCCACUACCAUAAUUUCAGAACUAAUGUGAUUCUAAUGGGCGACAGUGUCGGCGACGCUUUCAUGGAUGUCGGCGUCGAGCAGGAACAAGCGUCCCUCAAAAUCGGAUUUGUGAAUCAUGACGUGUGUGAAAAGCUUUUUUGAAGUUUUAAACUUGGACUUUUAACCUAAAAAGUUUCAGAACUCAGUUUCCCAGGUCACUUAGAAACUCCAGAGUGGCCCCUAUAGGGGCAACAUUAGAUGCCCUUGAAGGGUUCCCUCAAGGGGCCACUUUACCAAUCCUCAUAGGGGCCACUAAAGCUUGCCAAAGUGGUCCUUAUAGGGGUUUUAGUUAGUGGCCCUUAUAAGGGCAUACUAGUUGAUAAUUGUUAUGAACUCUAUACGAAGAAGCAUUUCCAAGGGAAGAACUGAAUAACAAACGUUUUUUGAAUGAAAUUGAAAGACUCCUAUAGGGACCACUUGAGGUUUAGGGGCUAAGGGGUCAGACCCUAAACCUAUAGGGGUCCCCCUAGGCCCUUGAGAGACGACUUUAAAAUUCCGGAGUAUGACCUCAAAUUUGCAGUCGGACGUUCUAGUGGACAAGUACCUGAACUACUUCGACAUUGUUCUCGUCGAAGACCAGACUAUGUCGGUCCCCAAUCAGAUUCUCAACGCCAUUGUAGCACAGAAAUGA